UCUCUCUAACCUAACCUCAAACUUUGAAUCUCUCUCUCUAACCUAGAACCUAACCUCAACUCAACAAUUUGAAUCAAACAAAACACACAACAACUUGUUUAAGAAAGAUUUGUAUUUACUUACUGUAAAAUUUAGUUCUUAUAACAUUUGUCUUUUAUGUAACUGGGUUUUGGUAUGACUGUGAUGGGGAAAUUUCCAAACAAAGGCAAUAAGUUUUCUAAGAACCAAAAUAAGAAGAUAAAACAUGGAAAGGUUGAAAAGAAGGAAACAACUGGCAAGAGGGGUCGCUUGAUUGUGAGAAAUUUGCCAUUUAAGUGCAAUGAAGAUGAUCUCCAUAAUCAUUUUAAAUCAUUUGGAGAUAUCAAAGAUAUUCAACUUCUCCGAAGACCAGAUAAAAAGUUAGUUGGCUGUGGAUUUGUUGAGUACGUUUCAAGACUCAGUGCCACAAAGGCUGCAGAGCAAUUGAACGGAAAGGAGUUUUUAGGACGACCUAUCUACAUUGAAAAAGCUGUAUCAAGAGACAAUUACGAUGAAACCCAAAGUAAUGUGAUGAGAAAUGAGAAGAAUAGCGACACAUAUCCUAAUGAAGAAGAUGAAGAUGACAUGGAAGAAGAUAAAGAUGAAAAAAUCGUCACGUCCCAAGUUAAGGAGGAAGACCCCAGUUCAGAUGGUGAACAUGAUAACGGAGGCAAAAGAAAAGCUUCCAAGGAAAGAAAAAAGAAACAAGAAAACUUAACAAAUCUUAAAAAAGGGAGGCUGAUAGUUAGAAAUUUAUCGUUCAAGACAACAGAAGAAAAAUUGAAGCAACAUUUCUCUGAGUUUGGAGAAGUAACAGAGGUUAAGCUUCUUCGUAAACCAGACAACAGUCUCGUAGGCUGUGGUUUUGUACAGUUCAACAAGAAACUUGGAGCUGCUAAGGCAAUUCACCACACCAGUGGCAAACCCUUCCUAGGCCGACCGAUUAUUGUUGAUUGGGCUGUGGCAAAGGAUAGGUUCAAACAACUUCAAGAAGAAGCGGUUAAAAAGGAAAUAAAAAAAGAGGAGGAUAGUGAUGAAGAGACUAAACCUAUUGAGACUGUUGAUGUUACCAUAAAAGAAGAGAAAAUGUCUGAUAAGGACUCUGAUGACGAAAGUGAUGAAAACAGCAACAGCAGUGAUGAUGAGGGCAAUGAUGAUGGAGAUGAAACUAGUGAGGAUGAAAGUGAUGAUGAUGAAGAAGAGGAUGAGAAAAUCAAAGAGGAGCCUGAGGAAAUCAAAUAUCAGAGAAAAGAGGAUGUCGACGAGGGAAAAACUGUGUUUGUGAAAAACUUGCCGUUCUCAGCCACUGACGAAGAGUUCAAAGAGUGCAUGGAGAAGUUUGGGCCAACCUUUUAUGCUCUUGUUUGCAAAGACAAACUCACAGAACAUUCCAAAGGGUCAGGAUUCGUCAAAUAUAAGAACAAAGAAGAUGCAGAAAAGUGUUUAGCUGCAGGAACAGAAUUAAAACUAAAUGGUUCCAUCCUUGAUCCUCACCCUGCCCUCAAGAGAUCUGAUAUACAGAACAUAAAUGAUAAAUCAAAGGAUAAAAAAGAUAAUAGAAAUCUAUAUUUGGUCAAGGAAGGAAUGAUUGUAGCUGGCACACCUGCAGCUAAGGGUGUAUCAGUGGGAGACAUGGAGAAGCGACUACAGCUGGAGCAGUGGAAGACCACCAAACUGAGGAACCUCAACAUGUUAGUGUCCAGAAAUCGUCUGGUCAUCCACAACCUACCCCUUGGAGUAGCUGAUAGACAGUUACGGAGGAUAUUUCAGAAACACGCUGGUCCCACUGCUGUUAUUCGAGAGGCAAGAGUGAUGAGAGAUUUAAAUCAGUCCGAUGCAAAGGGGAGACCUGUUUCCAAGGGCUAUGGCUUUGUUGCUUUUGAGAAGCAUGAAGAUGCCUUGAAGGCCCUUAGAUCUAUCAACAACAAUCCUAGUAUCUUCAACCCAACACAAAGACCAAUAGUGUCGUUUUCAAUAGAAAACAAAACUGUGCUCAACGUCAAAACAAAGAGGCAACUGAAGAGUCAACAAAGAAACCCUCUGUCCAAAGACUACAAACCUGAUGAUGAUGGAGGGGAGACGGUAUCAAAAAAGAAUAAAAAGUUUAAAAGAGAAAUCAACAACUCCAACAAAGACCAACCUCAGCCGGAAUAUGCUGGUAUGGCUGCAACUCCCGGAGCUACUGUCAAGAUGAGGAAGAAAUUCAAGCUGCAAGACCAAGCACAGAAACACUUGAAAGACGUGAAGAAACAGAAACAACAGAUGAAGUUGAGUCGAAAAAUGAGGCGGAAGGAGCAUUUACAAAAGCAGAAGGUUGAAAAAGUUUCAUCAAAGAAAAAGAAGACUUUAGAAAAGGACGAAACAUUCAGUAAAUUGGUUGACAAGUACAAAUCAAAAUUACUAUCUCAAACUAACAAAAAGAAGUGGUACGAAUAAAGGUGCUUCUUACAUUGUUUAUUAUGAGACUUUGUUUUAUAGUUUUAUUUUUCCAAUUCUGUAUUUUGUAAAUAAAUGACUGUUUAUAAAG
Molecule: messenger RNA, 2545 nt
Organism: Macrosteles quadrilineatus (aster leafhopper)
Lineage: Eukaryota; Metazoa; Arthropoda; Insecta; Hemiptera; Cicadellidae
Product: RNA-binding protein 28-like
Exons: 13
Coding region: 175-2454 (759 amino acids)
Molecular function (GO): RNA binding
Source: RefSeq, a predicted model, not a curated record